UGUAAACAUACAUAAAUGGAUUCUUCUUUCCUCUGAGUAUAAAAGGCUGCAACUUCGUCAUAAUCAGCAGUACCGAUUUGGAAUUAUCCAGAAAUACGACAUGACACGAUUUAAUUUGCUCUUUGCUCUUUUCCUCGCCGUCUUUUGCGUCGUUGAGAUAAACGCUCAACGUCGUUGUCCUCCUAACGAGGAGUGGCGAAGUUGUGGCACCGCCUGUCCACCAACUUGUAGGAAUCCUUAUGCCAGGGCGUGUACCAUGCAAUGUGUCGCGGGCUGUUUCUGCAAACCUGGUUGGUUGAGGUCCAGACAAGGAAAUUGCGUCAAAAAAUGCCGGACAAGAGACUGAGGAAUUAAAACCAUUGAUUCAAUUAUUAAUUCAUC
This is a messenger RNA of Fopius arisanus, 381 nucleotides long. Its product is annotated as chymotrypsin inhibitor. Lineage: Eukaryota; Metazoa; Arthropoda; Insecta; Hymenoptera; Braconidae. Bases 101 to 346 code for a protein of 81 amino acids. The transcript is spliced from 3 exons. The record is from RefSeq and is a predicted model, not a curated record.